Jaculus jaculus (lesser Egyptian jerboa) is the source of this 312-nucleotide messenger RNA. Its product is annotated as small ubiquitin-related modifier 1-like. The record is from RefSeq and is a predicted model, not a curated record. Gene Ontology annotation, molecular function: protein tag activity; ubiquitin-like protein ligase binding. The transcript has a single exon. NCBI's taxonomy places the organism in Eukaryota, Metazoa, Chordata, Mammalia, Rodentia, Dipodidae. Gene Ontology annotation, biological process: protein sumoylation. Gene Ontology annotation, cellular component: nucleus; PML body. The coding region runs from base 1 to 312 and encodes 103 amino acids.
AUGUCUGACCAGGAGGCAAAACCUUCAACUGAGGACUUGGGUGAUAAGAAGGAAGGAGAAUACAGUAAAUUAAAAGUUACUGGACAGGGUAGCAGUGAGAUUCACUUCAAAGUGAAAAUGACAACACAUCUCAGGAAACUCAAAGAAUCAUACUGUCAAAGACAGGGCGUUCCAAUGAAUUCACUCAGGUUUCUCUUUGAAGGUCAGAGAAUUGCUAUUAAUCAUACUCUAGAAGAACUGGGAAUGGAGGAAGAAGAUGUGGUUGAAGUUUAUCAGGAACAAACAGGGUGGGGGAGUCACUCAAGGGUUUAG